This is a messenger RNA of Sus scrofa (pig), 3145 nucleotides long. RefSeq names its product heterogeneous nuclear ribonucleoprotein R (gene HNRNPR). NCBI's taxonomy places the organism in Eukaryota, Metazoa, Chordata, Mammalia, Artiodactyla, Suidae. The record is from RefSeq and is a predicted model, not a curated record. Gene Ontology annotation, molecular function: RNA binding.
GGGAAUCACCAGCGCUGCGGCAGCGGCGAAGCGGCGGGAAGGCCGCGGCCCGCCAGGGCCGGCGCGGACGGCAGGGGGCGGGAUUCCGGAGGCGGCCACGCGGCGCGAGGCCUACUUUUUCGGCUUCGCGUCUGCAGCAGACGAGGAGGGCGGGGCCUCGGCCACCCUGGGCCCGGUGCCCCGCAGCCUCGCCUCCACCCGGGGCUUCACGAUAGACCCCUUUGUGUUCCUACCCCCGCCCCGGAGGCGCCCCAGCCGGCGGCGCUGAGUUCCCUCAUUGGCUCAGCCUACGGCUUCAUCGAUUGGCUCCCGAGCGUCCGGAGUAGUGAGCCUCUUCUCACUACUAUUGGUCCUCUGAGCUGUCCCUUAGGCUGCCGCGCGAGGUGAUUGCCCGGCCGCUCCGAGUCCCUGGAAGCAGUUCCGGGAAACCCCGCGUGCUGCCGGGAUCGCGUCUCGGUCCAUGAGGGGGGGAGGGGGUGGCGCGCGCGCCAUUUCUAGUCGUUUUCAAAGCGCCUCGCGCUGAUUCUCACGGGCCCGGCCGCCGGCCCCAGAUCUGUCCUGCAGCAUAAUAAAAUGGCUAAUCAGGUGAAUGGUAAUGCGGUACAGUUAAAAGAAGAGGAAGAACCAAUGGAUACUUCCAGUGUAACUCACACAGAACACUACAAGACACUGAUAGAGGCAGGCCUCCCACAGAAGGUGGCAGAAAGACUUGAUGAAAUAUUUCAGACAGGAUUGGUAGCUUAUAUCGAUCUUGAUGAAAGAGCAAUUGAUGCUCUCAGGGAAUUUAAUGAAGAAGGAGCUUUGUCUGUACUACAACAGUUCAAGGAAAGUGACUUAUCACAUGUUCAGAACAAAAGUGCAUUUUUAUGUGGAGUUAUGAAGACCUACAGGCAAAGGGAGAAACAGGGGAGCAAGGUGCAAGAAUCCACAAAGGGACCCGAUGAAGCAAAGAUUAAGGCCUUGCUUGAGAGGACUGGUUAUACUCUGGAUGUUACCACAGGACAGAGAAAAUAUGGUGGUCCUCCACCAGACAGUGUGUACUCUGGUGUGCAACCUGGAAUUGGAACAGAAGUCUUUGUAGGUAAAAUACCAAGAGAUUUAUAUGAGGAUGAAUUGGUGCCCCUUUUUGAAAAGGCUGGUCCCAUUUGGGACCUUCGUCUUAUGAUGGAUCCACUGUCUGGUCAGAACAGAGGGUAUGCAUUUAUCACCUUCUGUGGAAAGGAAGCUGCCCAGGAAGCUGUUAAACUGUGUGACAGCUAUGAAAUUCGCCCUGGUAAACACCUUGGAGUGUGCAUUUCUGUGGCAAACAACAGGCUUUUUGUUGGAUCAAUUCCGAAGAAUAAGACUAAAGAAAACAUUCUGGAAGAAUUCAGUAAAGUCACAGAGGGUUUGGUGGACGUUAUUCUCUAUCAUCAACCCGAUGACAAAAAGAAGAAUCGGGGGUUCUGCUUCCUUGAAUAUGAAGAUCACAAGUCAGCAGCACAAGCCAGACGCCGGCUGAUGAGUGGAAAAGUUAAAGUAUGGGGAAAUGUAGUUACAGUUGAAUGGGCUGACCCUGUAGAAGAACCAGAUCCAGAAGUCAUGGCUAAGGUGAAAGUUUUAUUUGUGAGAAACUUGGCUACUACAGUAACAGAAGAAAUAUUGGAAAAGUCAUUUUCUGAAUUUGGAAAACUUGAAAGAGUGAAGAAAUUGAAAGAUUAUGCAUUUGUUCAUUUUGAAGACAGAGGAGCAGCUGUCAAGGCCAUGGACGAAAUGAAUGGCAAAGAAAUAGAAGGGGAAGAAAUUGAAAUAGUCUUAGCCAAGCCACCAGACAAGAAAAGGAAAGAGCGCCAAGCUGCUAGACAGGCCUCCAGAAGCACUGCGUAUGAAGAUUAUUACUAUCACCCUCCUCCUCGCAUGCCACCUCCAAUUAGAGGUCGGGGUCGCGGUGGGGGGAGAGGUGGAUAUGGCUACCCUCCAGAUUACUAUGGCUAUGAAGAUUACUAUGAUGAUUACUAUGGUUAUGAUUAUCACGACUAUCGUGGAGGCUAUGAAGAUCCCUACUACGGCUAUGAUGAUGGCUAUGCAGUAAGAGGAAGAGGAGGAGGAAGGGGAGGGCGAGGUGCUCCACCACCACCAAGGGGGCGGGGAGCACCACCUCCAAGAGGUAGAGCUGGCUAUUCACAGAGGGGGGCACCUUUGGGACCACCAAGAGGCUCUAGGGGUGGCAGAGGGGGUCCUGCACAACAGCAGAGAGGCCGUGGUUCUCGUGGAUCUCGGGGCAGCCGUGGGGGCAAUGUAGGAGGCAAGAGAAAGGCAGAUGGGUACAACCAACCUGAUUCCAAGCGCCGUCAGACCAACAACCAACAGAACUGGGGUUCCCAGCCCAUCGCUCAACAGCCGCUUCAGCAAGGUGGUGACUAUUCUGGUAACUAUGGUUACAAUAAUGACAACCAGGAAUUUUAUCAGGAUACUUAUGGGCAACAGUGGAAAUAGACAAGUGAGGGCUUGAAAAUGAUAUUGGCAAGAUAUACGAUUGGCUCUAGAUCUACAUCCUUCAAAAAAUUGGCUUAUUUGUUUCAUCUUUAAGUAGCAAUUUGCUGCCAUUUGUAUUGGGCCGAAGAAAUCACUAUUGUGUAUAUACUCAAGUCUUUUUAUUUUUUCCUCUUUUCAUAAAUGCUCUUGGACAUUAUUGGGCUUGCAGAGUUCCCUUAUUCUGGGAGUUACAGUGCUUUUAUCGUUUCAGGCUUCAUUUUAGCUUCAAAACAAGCUGAGCACACUGUUAAAUCAUGAUUUUGCAGAACCUUUGGUUUUGGACAGUUUCAUUUUUUGGAUUUGGGAUAGAUUACAUAGGAGUAUGAAUAUGCUGUAAAUAAAAAUACAAGCUAGUGCUUUGUCUUAGUAGUUUUAAGAAAUUAAAGCAAACAAAUUUAAGUUUUCUUGUAUUGAAAAUAACCUAUGAUUGUAUGUUUUGCAUUCCUAGAAGUAGGUUAACUGUGUUUUUAAAUUGUUAUAACUUCACACCUUUUUGAAAUCUGCCCUACAAAAUUUGUUUGGCUUAAACGUCAAAGCCGUGACAAUUUGUUCUUUGAUGUGAUUGUAUUUCCAAUUUCUUGUUCAUGUAAGAUUUCAAUAAAACUCAAAAAUCUAUUCAAAACAUUACCUA